AUGAAUUCGACUUUAAUUAAUACAAGUAAUGGUAGCCCAGCUUGUCAUGAUCAACAAUCAUCAUAUGAGCCAACUUCAAUUCAUUCAGCUUUAAUCAAUGAAAUUUAUGAUAUACCUAUGAUAGAAAUUAGCCGUCCAUUACUAUCAAUUCUUGAUGAAGAUAAAGUCAGAUCAUUAAUGGAAACUAUUCAAUCGGUGGAUUCUGAUCAAAUUCCACCGAUUGAUGUUCUCUGGUAUGAAGCACCAAAUUCUGGAAAUAAUUAUUUUUUUUCCAUGGGUGGUUGCCAUCGUUGGGAAGCUCAUAAACGUUUAAAUUUACCGACCAUUCGAGCGAAACUUAUUCGAACGACAUUAAAAGAUUUAGAAGUUUAUUUCGGUUCAUCUCUGUCUAAUUUAGCAUAA
Molecule: messenger RNA, 402 nt
Organism: Adineta steineri
Lineage: Eukaryota; Metazoa; Rotifera; Eurotatoria; Adinetida; Adinetidae
Source: the annotation of a GenBank genome assembly